Molecule: messenger RNA, 1807 nt
Organism: Paramisgurnus dabryanus
Lineage: Eukaryota; Metazoa; Chordata; Actinopteri; Cypriniformes; Cobitidae
Biological process (GO): regulation of transcription by RNA polymerase II
Cellular component (GO): nucleus
Molecular function (GO): DNA-binding transcription factor activity, RNA polymerase II-specific; metal ion binding; RNA polymerase II transcription regulatory region sequence-specific DNA binding
Source: RefSeq, a predicted model, not a curated record
CUGCCCAUCCGUACAUAACUAAUCUGUUAUCUUUAUCUUCAAGGAUUUUUUUUCUUUUUUUGUCCUUCCUGUGCGUGACAUGGCUAUCUCCUCACUAUCACCUGUGAAAGACUGUUAUCUUUGCUCUUCUUCUUUAAAAGACUCGGUUGUAUUAAGAUGCUCUCACAGUUUGUGUAAAAGCUGCGUACAUAGCUACUGGGAGUUCAACAAGACUCUGGGUUGUCCUGUUUGUUUGAUGGAGACUCACUGUUCUGUGAUUCUGCAGGAUUUGAGUCUUUAUCACUUUUCAGAUGGCAACAACAUCAAACCAAAUCAUGUGAAGAAUGCAGAAAGUAAGAUGAGGGAGCAGUCAAGUGAAACCAGGGAUGAGGAGGUCGAUACAGAUGUGAUGCUGCGGCAGAAUAAAUGUGAAGAGGAACCUCCUGUUACUUCACUGAGGUCCAACCUGUGCCCAAAAUGUGGCAAGAGCUUCAAAAGAAAAUCUGACCUGAGAGCCCACGAGAAGGUGCACAUCUUAAAAAGGCCGCACAAGUGCUCCACCUGUGGAAAGAGUUAUGCUGGCAAAUAUAGGCUCGCUUUACACAUGCGUCUGCACACAGGUGAGAAUCUGUUUAACUGCUCUUACUGCAACAAAAAGUUCACUCAAGAGAUGUCUUUGAGGUCCCACUUAAGGAGCCACGGAGGGGAAAAGCCGUUCACUUGUUCUCAAUGUGGGAAAAGUUUUUCUGUAAAAAGUACCCUAAAAAAUCACCUGCGGGUGCAUGCUGGUAAUCUGCCUCAUCAGUGUGAUCAUUGCGGAAAGCUUUUCAACACUUCAGCAGCAAUGAGACUGCACAAGCCGACCCACACCGGCGAAAAGCCUUUUCCAUGUCCACAAUGUGACAAAGGGUUUAUAACAAAGGAUGAGCUGAAGAUUCACCUGAAUUGCCAUUUGGGGAUCAGACCAUUCAGCUGUUCAGUGUGUGGGAAGAGUUUCGUAACGAAGCAGGUACUUAACACUCAUCAGGUCGUUCACAAGGACGACCGCCCCUUUCACUGCACACAGUGCGAGAAAAGCUUCAAAAGGAUGAGCCAUCUGACAUCACACAUAAAGACCCACAGCUCUGACACCCCUUACAAGUGCACCUACUGCAGCAAAUCCUUUAAACUUCCCUUCUACCUAAAACUGCAUGAGAGUAUUCACAGCGAAGAGAAGCCUUACACCUGUGAGCAGUGUGGAAAAAGCUUUCGUUUAUCAGGUGAUUGCACCAAACAUCAGGCUGUACAUUCAGAGGAAAAACGGUACAAGUGCUCAAUCUGUGAUAAGAGGUUUCGCUAUAGCAGUUACUUGAGGGACCACCAAGUCAUUCACUCUGAGGACAACCCUUACCGCUGUGAGAAGUGUGGAAAGAGCUUUAACCAAAAAUACUUCAAAAUUCAUCAAGACGUUCAUGCAGGGAUUAAAGUCUACAAAUGCUCUGAGUGUGGAAAAUGUCUGAGCUCGGCAAGUAGCUUGAAGUUGCACAUGGAGCAACACUUUGAAAAGAAAAUGUACCACUGUGGUGAGUGCGAGAAGAGUUUUAGAUCAGUGGCAUACCUGAGGAAGCACCAGAAGAUGGCGCACAUUGAUGAGAAGCUCUAAAUAAUACCAAAGGGAUACUGGUUACUCACCAGCUGCAACAUUCAGGAGAGAUGGAGCACACUUGCUCCCAUUGCGUGAUAUGAGACGAUUCACUCUUUGAUUCACUCACGAUUCAGAAGAGAGACCUUAUGAUACUCAGUUUGGUAAAGAAUUUGUUAGGAGCCACCAUCUAAAACAUCAUCAUCA